Molecule: messenger RNA, 616 nt
Organism: Capsella rubella
Lineage: Eukaryota; Viridiplantae; Streptophyta; Magnoliopsida; Brassicales; Brassicaceae
Product: lipid transfer protein EARLI 1
Exons: 1
Coding region: 38-445 (135 amino acids)
Source: RefSeq, a predicted model, not a curated record
CACUUCUUACCUAAAAUAGAAAUAUAUAUUUCGAGAGAUGGCUUCAAAAAUCUCAGCCUCCCUAGUCAUUUUCCUCACAUUCAACAUCCUCUUCUUCACCUUGACCACCGCGUGUGGUGGUGGCUGCAGUCCAGUCCCUAAACCUAAGCCUAAGCCAAAGCCUACUCCUAGCCAUUCCUCUACCGGAAGCUGCCCAAAAGACACUCUCAAACUCGGUGUUUGCGCCAAUGUCCUCAAGGAUCUUCUCAAAAUCGAGUUGGGAACGCCACCAGUAAAGCCAUGUUGUUCCCUCAUUAAGGGUUUGGUUGAUCUUGAGGCCGCAGCUUGCCUCUGCACUGCCAUAAAGGCUAAUGUUUUAGGCAUUAACCUUAAUGUUCCUGUCUCUCUCAGCCUUCUUCUCAAUGUGUGUGGCAAGAAGGUCCCUUCUGGAUUUAAAUGUGCUUGAUCUAUCUACUCUCCGAUUUUGUUAUAAUGUUUCAUCUAUUUUUUCGAUGUUUUUCUUUGAUUAAGAUUCUUUAAAUUCUACUUUUUCAGUUGUUAAUCGAAUAAGUGUUGCUUCUACUUCUUUUACUGUGUUCAUUUUGAAUCAAUGGUUUAAAGUUAGAAUCAGACUCUU